AUGCAGCUCGUGGGUAGAGCUCCGACCAUUUUGCCGCGCCUCUCUGUCCCGUCGCUGCUCUCGUCGUCCGCCAGCUCGUCGUGGUCGCAUCCCACCAGAUCAUACCAAAGGAACCUCGCAAGCAUGGCGCCUACUCCCAUCUUGCUCGCUCCAGAGCGCGCUCGAGCUUCGGGCAUCACGCUGGCCGACCAUGAGUCUGCCUUCCGCGAGAACUCGGCGACGAUCGUCAUGCCGUCCGCCGAGGCGGCCUUCCUCAACCCUGUGCAGGAGUUUAACCGCGAUCUCUCGACGCUCGCUAUCCGCACGUGGAGUGAACAGCUGGACGCCGAGAAGAAGGCACGCUUCCUGAAAGCCGCACAGCGAAAGAGCACAACGUCCGGUAAAGGAAAGGGAAAGCGCAAGGGAGCUCAGGCCGCAGCUGCGGCUGCAGGCGAUGCGGGCCAAACAGCUGACGAGCAGCCCGAUACCAAGAAGGCGCGCGUCGACGAGAACGGUAACGGCGUGGCCACAGCUACGGCUGUCGCGGGCGAGGAAGCUAGCUCGAGCGCCGCCGAGGCGCUCAAUCCCGAGGACGACUAUCGCAGCUACAGGUUCACGCUGCUGGAGGCGCUGAGUGCGACAGGUCUGCGUAGCAUUCGAUAUGCCAAGGAGAUCCCACUUCUGCGAUGGGUGCUGGCCAACGACCUCUCGCCCACAGCCGUCGAGGCGAUGAAGCGCAACGUCGCGCUCAACUUCCCACCAGAUCGUCCCAUCGACGAGUGGAUCGUCUCCGAGGCCGGCAACGAGGCCACGCCCAACCAGGACAUGGACGAGGACGCUCUGGCUGCUUUGGAAGACGAGGCUCGUGCCGGCUCGAUCGCACCCGCACCAGCCAAAGACGAAACGGCAACACCAGCAGCCCCAUCGAACGAGGCCUCGGUGAGCACGCCUGCAGUUGCAGCUGCCAUCCACCCGGACUGCAAGGUGAGGAUGAACGCAGGCGACGCCAUCACGCUCAUGUAUACGCACCGCGAGCCGCACAAGCGCUUCGACGUCGUCGACCUCGAUCCGUACGGAUCGGCUGCACCGUUCAUCGACGGCGGAGUGCAGUCGGUUGCCGACGGUGGCUUGCUCUGCGUCACCUGCACCGAUCUGGCCGUGCUGGCGGGCCACAACUAUCCCGAAAAGUGCUACUCGCAGUACGGCGGUGUAUCGGUCAAGGCCGAGUUCUCGCACGAGGUGGCAUUGCGCCUCGUGCUGCACACGCUCGCUACAUCGGCUGCACGCUACGGACGCUACAUUCAGCCGAUGUUGAGUCUGUCGAUCGACUUUUACCUGCGCACGUUUGUGCGCGUAUGGACAGGGCCCGUCGAGGUCAAGAACGUGGCGAGCAAGACGGGCACCGUGUACAUCUGCACGCACUGCCAGGACUUCCAUGCGCAGCGCUUUGGUCGCGUCACACAGACCACCAACACAGGCAAGACCGGUCAGACCAACGUCAACUAUCGCUACAACUCGGCGCAAGGGCCUCCUGUGGGCGAACGGUGCAACGAGUGCGGAAGCCGCAUGCAUCUCGGAGGUCCCAUGUGGCUAGGCGAUCUGCACGAUGCGGAUUUUUGCCGUUCGAUCCUCACCAACCUCGACGAGAACCCGGCGGCGUUUGGAACGAGCCCACGCAUCCGCGGUAUGGUCAGUCUCGCAGCGCAGGAACUCGGCAACGAGGGGCUUUUCUACUUUACACCACCCAAGGUCUCGGGCUUGUUCCACUGCGUCUCGCCACCGCUCGAUAAGGUGGUGUCGGCACUGAUCUCGGCGGGCUACGAGGUGAGCAGGUCGCAUGCGGCGGCCGGAUCGCUCAAGACGAGCGCGACAAGAGCACAGGUGUUUGAUGUGCUGAGGUACUGGGUCAAGACGCAACACCCUGUGCGGAUGGACAACAUCAAGUCCAACGACCCCGCCCAUGUUUUGCUCGCAAAACAGCCCGAGCGCGAGUACAACUUUGACAAUACAAAGGCACCCGAGGUGCUGACGGCACUGGGUGCGGGCGAUAAACUCGUCAGGUACCAGAGCAACCCGCUGCCCAACUGGGGCCCUGGAACGGCCGCAAAGGGUCACAAGGGAAAGAAGAAAAGGAACCUCCGUCCGGACGACCUGCAAUCCAGCGCGUCGUCCUAG
This is a messenger RNA of Moesziomyces aphidis, 2154 nucleotides long. NCBI's taxonomy places the organism in Eukaryota, Fungi, Basidiomycota, Ustilaginomycetes, Ustilaginales, Ustilaginaceae. The record is from the annotation of a GenBank genome assembly.